UUUAGGAGGAACCCCGCGCCGAGGAAUGGCGGUGAAGGAGGCGCCUGCCGUUGUUUACGGGAGUCUCCUAGCAACAGGAGGCCUCUGGUCCCUCCGGUCUCCAUGGCAACCACGCCGCGCUUGUUCUCCGGCGGCGGCGGCACCUGCGAGGGUCGCAGUGGAAGAAUCCGGAAGCGGCUCGGCUAGGCCGGUCUGGGAACGAGGGGCGGCGAGGGAGCCUCCGGCUUGGUGCUGGUCCAGGUCGCCGGGCUGCUGUCUCCGAAGGGCCUCCGCGGAUCCAGCUCAGCCCGGGAAAAGGAGGACUGGGACUGUGUGGCCGUAUAUACUUGUGUGUGUGUGCAUUUAUAUAGCUGUUCCUCAUCUUCCUGAAGGGAAAGGACACUGGGAUGAGCCUACGCCAUGGGAGUAGCCUUGACAAGAGCAGCUCAGUGGACUGCCGCCGGUUCUGGAAAAGGAACGUUGGAAAUCACACCACUGAAUGAAUCACUUUUGAAUGAAAUCAUUAAGUUUACGGAAAGCUUUAGCAACAAACAUCCUCAAGAAGCUGCCUUUGUCUUUAAGGAACCACUUGAAUGGCAGACAAAACUAGAGCCUUCAAUGUUCGAGUCAGGCUAUGAAGUCAGUGACAAAACAGCAAAGUCUCAAGAAUUAGACAAAGAUGGGCAGCCACUGCUCCUGCUCAGAGGAUCAGCUAUCAGCGUUCGCAGUUUUGCGCAACUGUCUCGUUUGCUACAUGUGGCUGGAGAAAAACGGCUAAAAGAAACUCGGGCAUGCCUUGAAGCCAAUAGAGACCCCAUUGUGAAAAUUCUUGGCCCUGGUUAUGGGACAAUUGAAGGAGAGGAUAUGUCUAUGCUUCGUUUACUAGACAAAGUGAAAAAAGAAGAGGUUUCUGAUAAUGAAAUGAAAAUGAAGAUUUCCUUACUUCUCCAGCAACUGGAUAUGCAACUACUUAAUAGCUCUUUAAAACAGAUUUCACAAGAAGUGAGGUUAACUCCAGCUGUUGUGAAAAAUGAAAUAGAACUGCUUAAACGUUUCUCGGGAGCGAAAGAAGAUGCAGUCCUUGAAUCACUGGAAUAUAUAUCAGACUAUGAAUUUUCAAAUGGAUGCCGUGCCCCACCUUGGAGACAAGUCCAUGGAGAAAUUUGCUAUUUGGCCAUUAAACCAGUUGACACAGAUCUUAUGUACGUCACUUGCAGCACAGCAGGAGUAUUUUUAAAUGGAGGAAGGGAAAAAGAGAGGGAUGAAAUCAAUUACGAGAGAAUGAGUGACAUAUACAAAGAUCUUGUCUCAUUUUUAAGGGAAAGAUCAGCAACAUUUGUAGAAAACAUGGCUAAACAGAAGUAUACUUUUUUUGAUGAACCAAAGUAUGAAAAACAUUAUCAACAUAUGGAAGCGGUUGAGGCAGAUGAUUAUGGCCAAGCCCAAAAGUUUUACGACUAUGGAGAAAAGAAUGCAUAUGAGAAGCCUAGGAGUCCUCAAGCAAAAACCAAGCCUACUGAGAGCAAGAAAUUAGAACCAUCUCUUAAGUGGAAGAGCAUGCCUGGCUCCCGAGAGGGCAAAGCAAGGAAAGAAAACAAGGAUGAAAAGGAAACGAAACAGACCCCUCCAGAAGGCAAGAAAAGAACUGGAGCAACAUCCCCUGGUUCUGGUAAAGGUAAGCUUCCAGCAAAGUCUGAAGAUGUUAGUGAAAGUUCCUCAGAGAGUGAAGAGGAAGAUGAACAACCUGAACGCCAUCAGGAGAUUAACACUGAUUUGCCAUCGGAAUAUUGGCAAAUUCAGAAAUUAGUGAAAUAUAUAAAGGCUGGCAACCAGACGGCUACUGUAAUUGCAUUGUGUUCAAUGAGAGAUUUCAACUUGUCUCAAGAAACUUGUCAGUUGGCAAUCAGAGAUGUUGGCGGCCUUGAAGUGCUGAUUAAUUUGCUUGAUACCGAAGAAAUCAAAUGUAAGAUUGGCUCGUUAAAAAUCCUGAAGGAAAUUAGCCAAAAUCCACAAAUCAGACGUACAAUUGCUGAUCUUGGAGGAUUACAGAUCAUGGUUAAGAUACUUGAUUCUCUAGACCAAGAUCUGAAAUGUUUGGCAGCUGAAACCAUAGCUAAUGUGGCCAGAUUCAAGAGGGCCCGGAGAACAGUCCGGCAGCAUGGUGGAAUCAAGAGACUCGUUGGGCUAUUGAACUGCUCAUCAAUGGGGUUGUCAAGUCUCACUCCACUCCAGGCAAAAGAGAUUGAAGUGGCGCGAUGUGGAGCUUUGGCACUCUGGAGCUGUAGCAAAAGUUCCAGGAAUAAAGAAGCAAUACGUAAAGCUGGAGGCAUCCCCCUACUGGCUCAGUUACUGAAGUCUCCCCAUUCAAAUAUGUUAAUACCUGUAGUAGGAACUUUGCAAGAGUGCGCAUCUGAGCCAAGCUACAGACUCGCGAUUAAAAAUGAGAAGAUGAUAGAGAAUCUUGUGAAAAAUCUGAACAGUGACAAGGAAGAGCUUCAAAUGCAUUGUGCCAGUGCUAUUUUUAAGUGUGCUGAAGACCAGGAAACACGUGAGCUCGUUAGGCAGCACGGAGGCCUAAAACCUCUUGCUACAUUGCUUGGUAAUUCUGGAAAUAAAGAACUUCUGGCAGCAGUGACUGGAGCAAUCUGGAAAUGUGCAAUCAGCAAAGAAAAUGUGACAAAAUUCCGGGAGUACAAAGCUAUAGAAACGUUGGUUGGCCUACUAACAGAUCAGCCAGAAGAAGUCCUUGUGAAUGUUGUUGGAGCACUAGGUGAAUGUUGCCAAGAACAAGCAAAUCGGAGCAUUAUCCGCAGAUGUGGUGGAAUCCCAUCCCUUGUUGCUUUACUCACUGGAACCAAUCAGGCUCUCCUCGUAAAUGUCAACAAAGCAGUAGGAUCCUGUGCAACAGAACCUGAAAAUAUGAUGAUAAUUGAUCGUUUGGAUGGUGUUCGUUUGUUAUGGUCUUUACUGAAAAACCCUCAUCCAGAUGUUCAGGCGAGUGCAGCCUGGGCUAUUUGUCCUUGCAUUGAAAAUGCAAAGGAUGCUGGUGAAAUGGUUCGUUCCUUUGUUGGUGGCUUAGAGCUGAUAGUCAACUUAUUAAAAUCAGAGAAUAAAGAAGUUCUGGCAAGUGUGUGUGCUGCUAUAACCAACAUAGCAAAAGAUCAAGAGAAUUUAGCUGUUAUAACAGAUCAUGGUGUUGUCCCUUUGUUGUCCAAACUAGCAAAUACAAACAAUGACAAACUAAGACGUCAUUUAGCGGAGGCCAUUUCUCGCUGCUGUAUGUGGGGAAAUAACAGGGUCGCCUUUGGGGACACCAAAGCCGUUGCCCCUUUAGUACGUUACCUGAAAUCAAGUGACCCAGAAGUGCAUCGAGCUACUGCACAAGCCCUCUAUGAGCUAUCAGAGGAUGCCAACAAUUGCAUUACAAUGCAUGAAAACGGGGUGGUAAAGCUUCUGCUGGGUAUGGCAGGCUCUACGGACGAAACGCUUCAGGAAGCAGCAGCUGGUUGCAUAGCAAACAUCCGAAGGCUGGCUCUAGCUACAGAGAAAGCAAAGUACGGCUGAAACUCCAAACACAGUUUUCACCACGUCCUCUGAACUUUCCUUUUUAGUACUGCAGCCUGCAAGCUCAGAGUGGGCAGACACUGAAUUAGAAUGCCUCAGAAAUGUGCAUUUAGGUUAUUUUUACUGCUAAUUCUGAUCAGAAUUAACACAAGAAGUAGAUAUGGAACAAAAUUUGGAAAAAUCCUCCUUUAAUUUAAUUUACCAUACUAUUUUUUCAGUCUCUCUUUUCGUCCUUUUUUUUACUUUUUCUAAAGUUGCACCAGAGACUAUCGAAAAAAUGUAAGUUUAAGAACAUUGUCUCCCCACAUGCGUGUGAUGGGCAUAUAAUAAAGAUGUUUUCCCUUACUGUGUGUGGUUGUAGCCUCAUUCCUGGGCGUCUCGAGCAAUUCUUUUCUUGCUAAACCUGUCUAAUCAUUCUGUCAUUAUGGCUUUGCUUGUUUGAGUACUUACAAAUCUCCAGAGAGGACGGCAUAUACCACAUGCCCCCAGCUUCACAUCUGGAAAUGCACAAGUACUUCAAACAGAUGGAAUUGUCCACAUGCUUCCAAGACUUCCCCAAAUAUCACUUUAGUUCUAGCAGCACUAAAGAAAUCACUUAAUUGGAUUAGAGUCACAUUAUGAACACGAUUAGAAGAUCAAGUGUUAAAACUCCCAGCUAGAUUCACUAAAUGAGAAUAAUACAACAAACAAUUGUUUUAUGCUUUCCUAUUGGAACUCUCUCAUUGUCAUCACCCUCUUCUGACUCAAAGCACAUCUAUAGUACAAAUGCACCCUGUGUUCUUUUACCACUCUAUCAUGGCUUCCCCCUCCCAAAGAAUCAUGGGAAGCAGAGAGAAUCUUUUGAAUUCUUUCUUGAAAAUCCCUAGUUCUCCCUAGUUCAGGUGAGUGGUUGUUAGACACUUUCAGUCUGUGUUGUAGAUAUGCCCAAAGUCCGUAUUCCUGAUAUGGUGCCUGUUGGUGUAGGACAGGGACUGUGCUAUUUUUAUUCAUUUGUAAGCCUCUCUGGGAGCAAUCUGCACCACCAUGGACACUGAGAGCCCCAGUAGGCAGUAGCUUUAUCAUACAUCUUGCAUGGGAUAAUAAACCAAAAAUAACCUUAUAAAGUGAUCUCUGCUGUUUCCAGUUUUCCCCCCCCAUAAAC
This is a messenger RNA of Zootoca vivipara (common lizard), 4684 nucleotides long. RefSeq names its product outer dynein arm docking complex subunit 2 (gene ODAD2). Gene Ontology annotation, molecular function: protein binding. Lineage: Eukaryota; Metazoa; Chordata; Lepidosauria; Squamata; Lacertidae. The record is from RefSeq and is a predicted model, not a curated record.